This is a messenger RNA of Letharia columbiana, 1161 nucleotides long. RefSeq lists its product as uncharacterized. The record is from RefSeq and is a predicted model, not a curated record. The transcript has 2 exons. NCBI's taxonomy places the organism in Eukaryota, Fungi, Ascomycota, Lecanoromycetes, Lecanorales, Parmeliaceae. The coding region runs from base 1 to 1161 and encodes 386 amino acids.
AUGGAACACAAAAGCAGCGAUGGUGCUAAGGUGCCUCUGUGGGUAAGACCGAGCCAUCUGCGCUCAAAGGUGACCACGCAGCUAUUCUACCAGUCCCAACUAGCAAAGACACCUCAGCAGGCCUCCAGCAACAGCAACAGCAACAACAUCUCAACUCCAGCGAAUUCAAGCAAGAUGGCCAAUAACGUCCAGUCCAUCUUUCAUCUCCCAGCCUUCCUCUACAACGGACCCGUGUCCCCAACAGAACACUGCAACUCUCUUACUUUCCUCCCUGACGACACUCCCCUAAGCGCCGACGCUUUCAAUGAAUGGAGAGGAACACCAUGGGGGCGCACACGAACUCCCGUCCGUCUCGCCGUCGCCAGAGAUCUGCACUACGGAAGCACUCCCGACGUCGACAUCCAGUUCACCGACCUCAAAGGCCCUCGCCGUCCCAAGACCAAGUGCGCCGUCAUCGGAUCCGGACGUCCCAAGCCUGAAAGCCCAGCACACUCGAAAUCCGUCCCAUCAAGCGAGCCACAUGAAGAAACGGCCACUGUCAACCCAGUUGACGAAAGCAGUCACACCGUCAGCGUCAGCGUCACCGACACCCCCAGCCCCAACCAAAACAGUUCGAAGCGCGAUGUCAUCCGAUCGAGACGCCCCAAGCUAGAGCACCAUGGAGACAUGAGCAACCUACGACCAGAUGACCGAGGCAUGGACGCCGCCACAUGCGAAAAAUUCUAUCGCAUGUCCACAGCCCCAGAGGACCGCAUCUCACUCACCAGCACAGAAUCCGAUGACAGCGACGCCUCCGCCUCGACAAGAGUCAGCUUCGACCUAGGCGCAAAAUACGCCACACGGUCAAACACUGAACAGAAGGCCAAGUGCAGAGCCGAUGCCCGUGCUAUGGUCGAAAGAGAGGCAGCCACCACCAAGCAUACCGGCAUGGUGACCAAAGUCGCUCCCGACCUGGAGGAAGAUUUCCCCACCAAUAAGCCCGAGGUGGAGAGACCUGAGUCUGCAGUAAAGGCGAUUGUGAAUGCGGAGGGGGAGACAGAGCUUGCUGCGAUCUCCAGCCUCAGCCGCCAGCUCAGGGCCACCAACCUCAACGACGGCCGUAGCGCCCUCACCGAACAGAUCACCACCACAGGGGAUGGCGAGACAGAAGAGGCCGAAUAG